This is a messenger RNA of Batrachochytrium dendrobatidis JAM81, 966 nucleotides long. RefSeq lists its product as uncharacterized. Lineage: Eukaryota; Fungi; Chytridiomycota; Chytridiomycetes; Rhizophydiales. The record is from RefSeq and is a predicted model, not a curated record. Gene Ontology annotation, molecular function: cysteine-type endopeptidase activity. Gene Ontology annotation, biological process: proteolysis. Bases 1 to 966 code for a protein of 321 amino acids. The transcript has 3 exons.
AUGGCUCCUUCGGCUGGAGGUGCUGCCAAUCAUAGCCCAGAUCGAGUGACCAGGGCCCUGUAUAUUGGUAUUAACUACGCUGGCAGCAAGUCUGCUCUUCGUGGCUGUAUUCAAGACGUUCAGAACGUGUCCAAGUAUAUUGGUGCCACAAGCAUUUUUAAGGAGUCCAAGGUCUUGACAGAUGAUCUGCAAGACCCCGCUGCUCUUCCUACUCGUGCCAAUAUCCUCGCUGCUUUCCAUUGGCUGGUAGCUGGUGCCAAGAAUGGGGAUGCAUUCUUCCUUCACUAUUCCGGUCAUGGUGCUUACCAAAAAGACACUGAUGGUGACGAGGAAGGUGGCUAUGAUCAGACUAUUGUUCCACUUGAUCAUGAACAAGCUGGGCAAAUUACUGAUGAUGAAAUGAAUGCCAUUUUGGUUCAUCCUUUGCCCAAAGGCGCCCGCCUCACUGCAGUUUUUGAUUGCUGCCACUCUGGAUCUGUAUUGGAUCUACCAUACACCUAUUCUGUUGAUGGUAAUCUUGAGAUAACCUUCAAAGACAACACCAAAGAAAUUUUGAAGCACGGUCUGCAGGCUGGUCUUGCUCUUUUCAAGAAUGACAAGGAGACUGCUAUGCGCGAGGCAUUCCAGGCUGUUUCGCUUGUCAAAGAGUCCAAGACUGGUCAGCCUAGUGCCAAUGCUGAAGCUGCACGAAAAAAGACCAUUGAGCAAAAGUCAUCAGAGGCAGAUGUAGUCAUGUUCUCUGGCUGCAAAGAUUCGCAAACAUCUGCCGAUGCAGUGAUUGAUGGAUCGGCUACUGGUGCCAUGUCAUGGGCACUGCUGUCUGUUUUGGGAGAGAAUCCUAACCCCAAUAUGACAGAACUACUUCGCAAACUUCGUGAAAAACUUCAUGGAAAGUACGAGCAAAUUCCGCAAAUGUCUACAUCUCGCCAGGUAGAUGUUGUACGCAGCACUUUCUUCCUUGGCUAG